This is a messenger RNA of Lottia gigantea (owl limpet), 1077 nucleotides long. RefSeq lists its product as hypothetical. The transcript has a single exon. Bases 1 to 1077 code for a protein of 358 amino acids. Lineage: Eukaryota; Metazoa; Mollusca; Gastropoda; Lottiidae. The record is from RefSeq and is a predicted model, not a curated record. Gene Ontology annotation, molecular function: zinc ion binding; nucleic acid binding.
AUGGCGGACGUUGACCUGUUGAUUAAAAACAACACGGUGAAAGUGUUUGUUCACGAUACUCGGAAAUAUCGUGCAAAGGAGAUAAUUGACUUAGUGGAGGAGAAACUUGGUGAGGAUAGUGUACUGGCUUGUGUUCCUUGUAACGGUUCAUAUGAUGUUACUCUUGUGCAUAAGGAUGUUGCAUAUAAAUUGGUGGAGGACGGAUUAAUGGCAGACUGUAAAGAAGGUAUGCAUUGUAAAUUUGUUGAUUCGAGAAUCAAGGUUGUUUCAUUCAUGCAUAUUCCUGUUUACAUAAAGGAUGAAGAUAUUUUGAAAAAAUUGAAAUCAUGGGGUGUAAAAGUGGCCGGGCCUUUGAUAAGGAAAACCGUUGAUUUCAAAGGGAAAAAGAAAUAUGAUGGCACCAGAUAUUUAAAGGUAGAGUUUCCUCCUAACGUUGCCAGUUUGCCGUAUGCUACUAAUUUCGAAGGACUUUCAUAUUCAAUCAGACAUAAUGAGCAAGAGAAAGUAUGCUUUAACUGUUUACAACCUGGUCAUAUUUUGUCUCAAUGCCCAGAUAUUAAAUGUUUUAGAUGUGAGGAGCCAGGGCAUGGGAAAAAGUCAUGCACAGCGGUUUUAUGCCCUAGAUGUGGAUUAUUUGAUUGGAAAUAUUUGUGUGUUCCAGUGGUUGACCAUGAUUUGUUCGUGAGCACUGCUUCAUGUGUUGAUAACGGAGUGAGUAACGGUUCGAGAGGUGGUGAUUGUUGUGAUACCAAUUCAAGGCAGGCUGACAGUGGUGUGAGUGGAGAAAAAAGUGAAAAUAUUAGUGAUGUUGAUUUGUGUAUUAAAAAUGAAGAUGUUUCUAUUAAUAAAGAUGUGGAUAGUUUGAAUGAUGUUGAAAUUGUUGAUGAUUUUGUAGCCGGUCCCUGGGUGCAAGGGGUUCUCCCCUUCAACCAAAAAAUAAGGCUUGGGUUCUCUUUCCAAAUUUAUUAUAUAACUAAAAAAAAACCCGAAGUGGGGUUAAAUGUAAACUAUAUCUUAUUAACUAAACUACGUAAUAUACACAGACUUUCACUGAAUAAUGUAGAAUUAAUCAGAUAG